AUGGACCUCAGUACUUCGCUUUUUUCUGCCUUCUCCGGAAAUGCUUUCCCCUGCCUCAGCUUCCUUGGGUUUAGCCAACAACCCGUUACUCCGGAUGUCAAUCCAAACAUAUUACAAAGCGAUAGUGAAUAUUUGAACAAUAUACCGCCUGAAUUCGAAAACGUUUCAGUCUCAUUUGUGAAAGAUAAUCUUGCUGUGAUCCCUGGCGAAUGGGAGGCUGGUGGUAUCAGGACCCCAUUAUAUGACAUUCAGUCACAAGAGCCUUCCUUUCAAAACGCUUUGACAAAGAUUAAGUCUAAAGAUUUUAUCGCAUGGGAUUUUUCAUUUUUCAACAUCAUUGGCUCGCAGGCAAAGCUGGAGAAAAUCCAGUUUUUCGAGGGAGAGCCUCCACAUGUCCACGAGGCGCCUGCAUUUGUCCCAGAAACAAAUGAACUCUUCUACGCAGACACUAGUGUCACAGGUUGGCUAUGGGCAAUUGAUGUGAAUACUCACAAGGCACGAAAAGUUGAGACAAACCCACCCUUAGCAAAUGUCAAUGGAGCAAGAUAUCACAAGGGCCGUAUUUAUUUGACUACCAACGGAGGGCCAGCUCGAGGGAUCUGGUCGCUCAACCCACUUGAUGGCACCGCGAUCCCGGUUGUAAACAACUUCCGUGGACGCCACCUCAAUAGUCCCAACGACUUGAUCUUCGACUCGAACUCAAAUAUCUGGUUCACUGACCCUCCAUAUGGUUGGUCCCAAGACUUCGCCGGUGUACAGGCACCCGAACUCCCCAACGGCAUCUACUUCUUCAACACCAAAACGAAAGCGCUAGUGGCAGUCUCGAACUCGGUUGUCUCGACACCAAAUGGACUUGCGUUCUCGCCUGACGGAUCAACUCUGUACGUCGCCGACUCAGACUCCAUUGCAGGUAAGCCGUUGGAAUUUAAACCGGCCAGCUUGCGGAAUGUCUGGGCAUUCGACGUGACAGGCUCAAUCCUCAGCAAUGCCCGUCUAGUCCACCAGGCGGAGAGCGGAUGGCCGGACGGAAUACAGGUUACCAGAGAUGGAUAUCUUCUCGUCGCGGUAUUGGGUGGAGUGGAUGUCGUUGACCCCCUUUCUGGACUCUUACUGGGCAAGAUCAACACCCCGGGUGAUAUUAUCUUCAAUCUUGAGCGGGGACCUCAAAAGGGAAACCAGGCGAUGUGGUUGUUGACUGGGCAAUAUUAUAUCUAUAAGCUCCUGAUAAAUUUGACUGAGGGAUAG
Messenger RNA from Penicillium verhagenii, 1245 nucleotides. Its product is annotated as SMP-30/gluconolactonase/LRE family protein. The record is from RefSeq and is a predicted model, not a curated record. Lineage: Eukaryota; Fungi; Ascomycota; Eurotiomycetes; Eurotiales; Aspergillaceae. The coding region runs from base 1 to 1245 and encodes 414 amino acids. The transcript has 2 exons.